Molecule: messenger RNA, 1353 nt
Organism: Homalodisca vitripennis (glassy-winged sharpshooter)
Lineage: Eukaryota; Metazoa; Arthropoda; Insecta; Hemiptera; Cicadellidae
Product: aminomethyltransferase, mitochondrial
Exons: 6
Coding region: 70-1332 (420 amino acids)
Biological process (GO): glycine catabolic process
Cellular component (GO): mitochondrion
Molecular function (GO): protein binding; aminomethyltransferase activity
Source: RefSeq, a predicted model, not a curated record
CCUAGGCCAUAGGUCAACUCUGAUAGGUUAUCUGUUCCUGCCAAACUAUGAAACAGGCUCAGUUUAUGGAUGAUCAUGUCUCACAUAACCUGUAGAACAUUCCUGAUUGCCAGAUUGGGACCUUUAGUCAAUUCCAAGGUAUCUGUUUCUGGAACUCUAAGUUAUGUUCGGAGACAGAGCAGUACAUGUGACCAUGGCAGAAGGACAUCACUGUACGAUCUACACGUCACUAACAAGGGGAAGAUGGUGAACUUUGCCGGGUUCCUGUUGCCAGUCCAGUACGGGAGUGACGGUAUCGCCACAUCACACCGUCACACCCGCUCACACUGCUCUCUGUUCGAUGUCUCUCACAUGCUACAAACUCAGAUUCAUGGGGCAGACAGAGUCGACUUCUUCGAGAGCCUUUGUACUGCAGACAUUAAAGGAUUGCCUGACGAUGGCGGUUGCCUUAGUUUGUUUACAAACGAGUCUGGAGGAAUACUUGAUGAUCUUAUCGUUAGUAAAACAUCACAAGGAUAUAUUUAUGUUGUAUCAAAUGCAAGUCGAAGAGAUAAUGAUCAAUCAUUAAUGCUUAAAGCUCAGGAGCAGUUCCGCAAAGCUAACAAGGAUGUCUCAGUAGAGUUCCUGGAGCCGGAGGAGAGAGCUCUAGUGGCUCUCCAGGGUCCUCAGGCAUGGCAGGUGCUGCAGCCUCUGGUAGACAUGGAUGUUACUCAGCUGUAUUUCAUGAGUACAAGCAACGCCACCGUGUGUGGUGUGCAGGGCUGUCGGUUGACCCGCUGUGGUUACACAGGAGAGGACGGCUUUGAGAUUUCCAUCCCCGCCCGGUUCUCCACAGCGGUGGUUGAAGACAUACUCAAGUCUAACAUAGCACCAGUCAGGCUGGCCGGCCUGGGUGCACGAGACACUUUGAGAUUAGAAGCAGGUUUGUGCUUGUAUGGGAAUGAUAUUGAUGAAAACACAACUCCAGUCUCUGCAGCAUUGGCCUGGACUAUAGGUAAGAGACGGAGGCAAACUAAAGACUUUCCUGGAGCAAACAUCAUAUUGAAUGAACUGAAAGAAAAGCCAUCACAAAGACGGGUUGGGCUGAAGAGUGAAGGCCGGGGCCCCCCAGCUCGCCUUGGAGCUUCCAUUGUGCUGGAGGGGAAAGAGGUGGGGAAAGUGACCAGUGGAUGCCCCUCCCCCUCUCUUGGACUCAACAUCGCCAUGGGGUAUGUGGAUGCUAGCCUUGCUGUACCAGGUACCAAGUUGCAGAUCAAGGUCAGAGAUACCAUCAUACCGGUUGCCGUCUGUAAACUGCCAUUUAUUCCCUCUAAUUACUACACUAAAAAAUAGUUAAUAAAUAAUUGUUAUGUA